Messenger RNA from Penicillium digitatum Pd1, 1143 nucleotides. RefSeq names its product putative hydrolase, alpha/beta fold family. The record is from RefSeq and is a predicted model, not a curated record. Gene Ontology annotation, molecular function: acetylesterase activity; monoacylglycerol lipase activity. Lineage: Eukaryota; Fungi; Ascomycota; Eurotiomycetes; Eurotiales; Aspergillaceae. Gene Ontology annotation, biological process: medium-chain fatty acid catabolic process; medium-chain fatty acid biosynthetic process.
AUGUUUGAGUCGGACACCCCCGCGUUCACCGGCCAUUUUGCCAUGGAUUUCGUAGUUGCACCAUACGACAUUCCUCAAGACCCGGAACUUAUUGAUCAAGCGAGAAAACAUACCCAAAAGUCAGGGUUGCCACCACGCACCUCGUUUUUCUCUCAGGAGGAAUUUGCUAUGUUGCCCUCAGAUGACACUAAGCCUAUGCUUGUGCUUCUUCACGGUCUGAGUGGUGGCUCCCAUGAAAUUUACUUGCGGGAAGUCCUAGCGCCUCUGGUGAAAGAAGGUGCCUGGGAAGCAUGUGUUGUCAACUCGAGAGGAUGUGCAGAGACUAAAAUCAGUACCGGUGUUCUCUAUAACGCUCGAGCUACCUGGGAUGUCCGCCAAUCUGUGAAGUGGCUCAGGGCGCAGUUCCCCAAUCGCCCUCUUUUCGGAAUUGGCUUCUCACUCGGUGCCAACAUCCUCACCAAUUAUCUGGGAGAGGAAGGUGACGCCUGUCAACUGAAGGCAGCCGUGAUUUGUGCGAGCCCAUGGAACUUGGAUAUUAGCUCUACUAUUUUGCGAAGCACCUUGCUUGGCAAAGAGGUUUAUAGUAGAACUAUGGGAACUAGUAUGAAGAAGCUCUUUGAGGCACAUGUUGAUCAAGUCUCCACAAAUCCCCGGAUCGACGUUGAUGCCAUAAGAAAGAUUACUUACCUCCAUGAGUUCGACCGAGCUCUGCAAUGUCCGACCUGGGGUUACCCCACCGAAGGAGCGUAUUACCGUGACGCCACUUCCACCGAUUCCAUGCUCGCCAUCAGGAUUCCUUUCCUUAGCAUUCAAGCAGAGGAUGACCCUAUUGCUUGCCGUGAGGCUCUUCCCUACCAGGAAAUGACCCAAACACCAUAUGGAGUCAUGCUGACUACAUCAUGGGGUGGUCAUCUAGGCUGGUUCGAGCUCGGAGGGGACAGGUGGUUUGUCAAGCCGGUGGCAAACUUCUUGAACAAAAUGGCUAGGGAAAUCGACACUAGUAUUCCUGGUGUUGUCGAACACCCUGAACGACUCCCUGGAAAUAUUGCCAGCCACCCUGGCGCCAACAAAGAGCCCGAUCUGGCACCUAAGCCCGAAUACGUCUCGAUGCGACGCAAACUCGCACUACCUCUGGGCCUGUAA